CCACCGAACCCAGCCCCGCUGUGCCGGGGCCGGCCCCGGCCGGGCCAUGCGCUGAGGCCGCCCCGCAGCCAAGGGCGGAUCCCGGGCAGGACACGCAGCAGCAGCAUCCGCACGGCAAGAUGCCGGAGCAGAGCAACGAUUACCGGGUGGUUGUGUUCGGUGCCGGCGGCGUGGGCAAGAGCUCCCUGGUGCUGCGGUUUGUGAAGGGGACCUUCCGGGACACCUACAUCCCCACCAUCGAGGACACUUAUCGCCAGGUCAUCAGCUGCGACAAGAGUGUCUGCACCCUGCAGAUCACCGACACCACCGGCAGCCACCAGUUCCCAGCCAUGCAGCGUCUCUCCAUCUCCAAGGGCCAUGCCUUCAUCCUGGUCUUCUCCGUCACCAGCAAGCAGUCCCUGGAGGAGCUGAAGCCCAUCUACCAGCAGAUCGUGCAGAUCAAGGGCAGCGUGGAGAGCAUCCCCAUCAUGCUGGUGGGCAACAAGUGCGACGAGACCCAGCGGGAGGUGGAAAGCAGGGAGGGGGAGGCCAUGGCCAAGGAGUGGAAAUGCGCCUUCAUGGAGACCUCGGCCAAGAUGAACUACAAUGUCAAGGAGCUCUUCCAGGAGCUGCUGAACCUGGAGAAGAGGAGGAACGUGAGCCUCACCAUCGAUGGGAAGCGCUCCAGCAAGCAGAAGAGGACAGACAAAAUCAAGGGGAAGUGCAGCAUCAUGUAGAGCCCCACACUGGCCCGCACCCCCCCUCCGGUUCACCUCCCUCUCCCCCAUGGCUGGAUGUGGCAUCGCAGUGGGGCCAUCCCCUCGUCCUCUGUGCCAUCACUGUGACUGUGUGGGCACGCUGGCAGCGUGGGCUGCGCUCGCCUCAGGUCUUGGGGUGAAGAUGGGGCAUCCCAAUGAGCUGAGGGAUGCUCGACCGCCCCGCGCUGGGCACAACGGGACCAGGGACACGCAGACAGGCACCACUGGGGAGCAUAUGGAUGCACACACCCCCCCCUUCACGUUCUCUGCAGCACAACCGGCCUGGUCCCCCUCCUGUCCCCUCCCUGUGGGAGUCCCCACAUUGGGAAGGCCGGUACAGGAUGAGGGUGUCGGUGUCACCCCUGGGGACAGUCACUCGCGUCCCGGUUGCUCCACGCACCCCUGCCCGCA
Messenger RNA from Melopsittacus undulatus (budgerigar), 1148 nucleotides. It is a transcript of the gene DIRAS1, whose product is annotated as DIRAS family GTPase 1. The record is from RefSeq and is a predicted model, not a curated record. Lineage: Eukaryota; Metazoa; Chordata; Aves; Psittaciformes; Psittaculidae. The transcript is spliced from 2 exons. Gene Ontology annotation, molecular function: GTP binding; GDP binding; GTPase activity. Gene Ontology annotation, cellular component: plasma membrane. Gene Ontology annotation, biological process: signal transduction. Bases 120 to 716 code for a protein of 198 amino acids.